This is a messenger RNA of Mobula hypostoma (lesser devil ray), 7746 nucleotides long. It is a transcript of the gene iqsec1b, whose product is annotated as IQ motif and Sec7 domain ArfGEF 1b. The record is from RefSeq and is a predicted model, not a curated record. Gene Ontology annotation, biological process: actin cytoskeleton organization; regulation of ARF protein signal transduction. The transcript is spliced from 15 exons. Lineage: Eukaryota; Metazoa; Chordata; Chondrichthyes; Myliobatiformes; Myliobatidae. Gene Ontology annotation, molecular function: protein binding; guanyl-nucleotide exchange factor activity. The coding region runs from base 886 to 4545 and encodes 1219 amino acids.
GUUGGUUGGUGUAAUCCUUUUUCAGAGAGGUCCCACUCUCAACUCUGAAUAAGAGAGCCAGUCUCAGUAGAGAGCAGCAGGGCCUUGGCUCCAACUUCUACCAGCUAUUGUGGGAUCUUUGCACUACACGCGAAGCCUUCCGAAUACUUUGAAAAUACACGAUAAACUGAAGCCGCUUUGCUCUCCGUUGGAUGCACAAGAUCCCCAUUUUGUUUGACUAGAUUGUUUGGUCCACUGCCCAAUAUUAAUCCCACCAGCCAAAAAUGUGAUCACAUCAUAGUGUUGUUUAUGGGAUCUUUCUGUGCCCAGAAUGUAAGUGUCGUGUCGCUUUCCCUUAAAAUUGUUGAACAAUUAAAUGGUCUGCAUUUCAAAGUUUGCAAUGACAGUAGUUUAAAAGCUCUUGCUGAAAUCCUGUCGCCGUAUUUUCUUUCACCAUCUCAGAGUAAUUGUUCUGACGAAACAUUUACAUUCUUCACCCUGAUGAUUCGGUGGGACCCACAGAGUCACAAUUCGAAGUUACAGCUUUAUUCCGUCCUUUAAACGUUUUCUGUGCGCUAAUUUCUCAUGUUUGCCUAGAGAGACGUGCAAAGCACACGGCGCGGGAUCAGAAAUUAUAGUGGAAAUUGCCUCUUUAAGUCGAGUUCCCUCAAUUAAGUACAGCUAGCUGGUGAAAUCACGUCGAGCCCGUACGUGUGAUGAACAUUGAGCUCAGCUGGACGGCAUGCGGCGGUGGCCAAACCUCCAGCCACACGUUCACUCAUUCACUCAGUGCAAUACAAACAAUGGCGGAAAGCAGCUAGGAAAAGGCGUUUUGUGUUUACCUCAGUGUUAAGGAAAAGCUGUGAUUCGUUUUCCCGCGGGCAAACGAACUUAUGCACAACCUAUAUGUUCGCCAUGGAAGGCGCAGCGGAGAAUCCGAAUCGAGCUGUGGAAUAUCUAAAAGAGCUAAAUAAAAUAAUCGAGACUCAGCAAGAGUUGCUGGAGAACCAGAAGAUGCGCAUCGAGGAGCUGGAGCAGCAAGUGGCCGAGCUCUGGAAGGAAAAUGCUUCUCUCAAAGAGGAACACCAGCGGCAUCUGGCCACUUGCCGUUUGCAGAGCGCCAAUUAUACGCCUCUAGCUUCAAUUAAAGAGGACCUAAAACAAGAAGAUCUAAAGUAUGAAGGAGAGAGCUCAAGAAGUGUCAGUGUGGAGGGUGAUGCUGCAGGAAGUGAGACCGGCACUUCUCUUGACAGCCCCUCAAGCUACAGCCACGGCCCAAUAACUCUCAGUGCUGCUGCUAGCCCUGAUCAGUUUGAUGGUUCUUCACUGGUGUCAUUCCCUGUCUCACCUGGUCAGCAACGUCCUAGGAGGCCAAAGCUUCAGCAUUCCACCUCCAUAUUACGAAAACAAGCAGAGGAAGAUGCAAUCAAGCGAUCAAGAUCAUUGUCAGAGAGCUAUGAACUCUCAUCAGAUCUUCAGGAUAAACAGGUGGAAAUGCUUGAGCGUAAAUAUGGAGGACGUUUCAUAACCAGACAUGCAGCCCGAACUAUUCAGACAGCAUUCCGCCAGUAUCAAAUGAACAAAAACUUUGAAAGACUAAGAAGUUCUAUGUCUGAGAAUCGCAUGUCCAGGCGCAUUGUGUUGUCCAAUAUGAGAAUGCAGUUUUCUUUUGAAGGACCUGAGAAAGUCCACAGCUCAUUUUUUGAGGGAAAACAGGUGUCUAUGACCGAUGAUGCAGGAAAAUUAGGAGCUAUUGUUCCGUCAGAUUGUGGAGAUCUUGGAGAUCCAGCAGUGAUCAAGUCUCCAGCUACAAACAAUGAUUUUGCUGAUGCAAUAACUGAACUUGAGGAUGCUUUCUCAAGACAAGUAAAAUCACUGGCAGAAUCAAUUGAUGAUGCACUAAACUGUCGUACCUUGCACACUGAUGAUGGGCAUCCUACUGAUCAGGGCAAACGUUACAAAGAAAACAUGCAAAAAGAGGAAGAAUUGGACAGUGUAUCUUAUGCUAAGUCUGUGCAUGAUGCUGAGCGCAGAAAAUUGGAUGAAAUGUCUGCUUCAUACAGUGAUGUAACUCUGUACAUCGAUGAGGAAGAGCUCUCUCCGCCACUUCCUUUGUCAUUACAGUCUGCAGACAGGCCAUCCAGCACAGAAUCAGAUUUACGACUCCGUUCAGUGAAUUCUGCUCAGGAAUACUGGUCUAUGACCCACAGGGAUGAUAAACUAGACACUGAUACAAGCUGCAGAAGCACUCCUUCCUUGGAGUGUCAGGAGCCAAGGCUUCGUGUUGACCACCUCCCUUUACUAACAAUUGAGCCACCCAGUGAUAGUUCAGUAGAUUUAAGUGACCGUUCAGAAAGAGGAUCGCUAAAGAGACAAAAUGCAUAUGAGCAAAAUCCCAAUAGCCAACGUGGAAGUCCCAAACAUAUAUCUCACUCAGUUCCUACAAGAGUGCACCAUCGUGAUGAAGAACCUGCUCGGCAUCGACCACGGCAGAUUGAUAGUCAUCUUGCUAUCAAUGGCUCAGCAAAUCGGCAAAGCAAAUCAGAGUCUGAUUUUUCUGAUGGGGACAAUGACAGUAUUAAUAGCACUUCGAAUUCCAAUGAUACAAUAAACUGUAGCUCAGAAUCCUCUUCGAGAGAUAGUUUACGAGAACAAACUUUGAGCAAGCAAACAUAUCACAAGGAAACACGAAACAGCUGGGAUUCCCCUGCAUUUAGCAAUGAUAUCAUUAGGAAACGCCACUACCGAAUUGGUCUAAACCUCUUCAAUAAGAAGCCCGAGAAAGGUAUACAGUACUUGAUAGAACGUGGAUUUGUUCCUGAUACUCCUGUUGGUGUUGCACACUUCCUUCUGCAGAGAAAAGGCCUUAGCAGGCAGAUGAUUGGCGAGUUUUUGGGCAAUCGUCAGAAACAGUUCAACCGAGAUGUUCUUGACUGUGUAGUUGAUGAGAUGGAUUUUUCAGGAAUGGAAUUGGAUGAAGCACUCAGAAAGUUUCAAGCACACAUUCGGGUCCAAGGCGAAGCUCAGAAAGUAGAGCGUCUUAUUGAAGCUUUCAGCCAACGUUACUGUAUCUGCAAUUCUGGAGUUGUGCGACAGUUCCGAAAUCCUGAUACAAUCUUUAUCCUAGCCUUUGCAAUAAUUUUGCUGAAUACAGACAUGUAUAGCCCUAAUGUGAAACCAGAACGUAAAAUGAAACUGGAGGACUUUGUCAAAAACUUGAGAGGGGUGGAUGAUGGAGAAGACAUCCCUCGAGAAACACUAAUAGGAAUUUAUGAACGAAUCCGCAAAAGGGAACUCAAGACCAAUGAGGAUCAUGUGUCCCAAGUCCAGAAAGUCGAGAAAUUGAUUGUUGGAAAGAAACCAAUUGGAUCUCUGCAUCAUGGACUUGGUUGUGUACUUUCACUACCCCAUCGAAGAUUAGUCUGUUAUUGCCGAUUAUUUGAGGUUCCAGAUCCAAAUAAGCCUCAGAAACUUGGCUUACACCAGCGAGAGAUCUUCUUAUUUAAUGACCUGCUAGUGGUUACAAAGAUCUUUCAAAAGAAGAAAAAUUCAGUGACCUACAGUUUCCGGCAAUCCUUUUCCUUGUAUGGGAUACAAGUUCUUCUUUUUGAAAAUCAGUAUUACCCAAAUGGAAUCCGACUUACUUCAGCUAAUACAGGUGCUGACAUUAAAGUCCUUAUUAAUUUCAAUGCCCCAAAUCCACAGGAUCGUAAAAAAUUUACCGAUGACCUUCGUGAAUCUAUUGCAGAGGUUCAAGAAAUGGAAAAGUACAGGAUAGAAUCUGAGCUGGAAAAGCAGAAGGGAGUUGUACGGCCAAGUAUCUCUCAAGCAUCAGGCCUGAAAAAGGAACCUGGUAUUGGUACAUUAAGCAGGACCAGCCUGGAUGAUAGUUAUGCCACUGGGGAGGGGUUAAAGAGGACCGCCCUAAGCAGUUCACUCAGGGACCUUUCCGAAGCAGGCAAGCGUGGGCGCCGCAGCAGUGCAGGAUCGCUAGACAGCAAUAUGGAAGGGUCAGUCAUUAACAGCCCGCACGUACAUCGAAGAGUCAGCUCAUCUACACGAGGAGAAAAUCCAAUCCGUCCACAUCAGACAAUGUCAAAUUCAUCAUCAUUGCUUGGUUCUAUAUUUGGCAGUAAAAGAGGAAAAUCAUCCCAGGGUUAUACUCUAGCAGGACCAUCUCAGCAGCUUCCAUAUCCUCCACAUCAGCAACAUUCCUCAGCUCUGCAUCACACAGGUCAGACAGAAAUACCGUCCCAGCAGCUGCAUGCACACCAUUCCCAAUUCUGUCAUGUGCAGCAAACACAGCCUCUACCACCUCCUUAUCACCACCAUCAUCACUACCACCCUCCUCAACAUGCGCAGUUCCCUCAUCAGCAUCACCAGCACUUAUCGCAUUCCCAGCACGCCCCCUAUGUGCAACAGCACCCCCAUGCAGUUCACCCUCCUGUGCCUAUUUCCCAUUCCCAGCAUUCUGCUCAUACUCAGCAUCUUCAUGGCCAGCAACCGCCAUCUGCUCCUAGCACAAGCAAGACCAAACACACAAGUGGCAUCAGUACAAUAGUGUAGGAGGAAAAGAGAAAUUAAAAAUGUUGUAUGCUUGUAACUUCACAAGAAAGCUGCACUGGCACUUAAAUGCAGCAAUAUACAAAUCUAACUUGCAAACUUGAAAGCACUUGAAAAUACUACAGUGUAUUAUUGAUAGUAGCCCACGGAAAAAUUGAAUUUACAGUCCUAGUACAAAAUUAGAAGUAAAAUAAUUGACAUGGUCCUUCAGGCUACCCAGGGGAAAAUUUUCCUAGGUUUCUUUACCUUGCUUGAGACAGGUUGAAACCUUUCGUGCUGUUUACCAUUCAGUGCUUGUACUGUUAGUUUUCCAGUAGUUAAAACAUGUUUUAUUUCCCUUGGUGUACCUCCUUACAGCUGUUUUGUUAUUUCAAAUUUGGCAGCCUAUAACAAAAUACCUGAUGUGGUUCAAAUGAUUUGAGAGUUGCUUUGUGACAAUGGAUUCUGACAGUGGAAGAAAUGCUUAUAUAAACAGAAAAUUGUUCUGGUGGCUUUGUUUGAAUUCUAAUCUUUGAUAGUUUAAUUGCACAUAGAAAGUAAUGGCUAGUAACCUGAAGCUGCAAAAUAAGCCUUGCUUUAAAAAAAAGUUGUUCAACUAUUCACAGAGACUUAAAAUUGUAGAAUUUUGGGCAACAAUAAACACUUUAAGUAUUUAUUCAGCUUAGCCCCUUAUAACAAACACAUCAUAAAUAAUCUUUAUUAAGUGUGCCAACUAUACCAUCACUUAAUACUUUAAUCAAAAUUUGCUUUAGGUAUAACAUGCAUAUUUUAAUAAGAGACACUGCACACCUAUUUGACUUCAGUAUUGAAAUUAAUAUAAUUAAUAUUCUAGGUGAGCUAACUAAUGAAAGUUAUUGCUGUUUGCUAUUCAGUUGGCAUCUGAUUAUGUGAACUUGCCAUCCUUCAUUCCAAAGCACUGCUUAUCAGUUGGAGACAAAUGAAGGUAAAACUUAAUAGGUCAAAAUUUACUUGAUCUGUUUACGUACAGUAUAAACAUAACUUCAUGUACAUACACAAAUAUUCUGAAGUCUGCACUGAGAGUAAUUAGCAGGUGAUAGCAAAACCUUCAAAGGUGAAAUUCCAUUUUCUUAAGAAAGAGAGAGAGAUAUAUUUUUUUGCUUCAAAGUACAUUGCACUCAGCAGGCUGAGUACAUCUCGCACUCACAUCACUGUCAUACUUUUUUUCUGAAAUUUAAAACUUUGUCCCUUUAUUUCAAAUGUGGAUUGUUGAUAUCGCCUAAUAUCAAACUAUUGCAGCAGACACAUGGUUGAUGUGACAGCACUAGUAAGCUUGCAAAGUAAUGUAUUCAGUGAUAAAGUGAAAGGUCUGCUAAAAGUGAAGGAACAUCACUGGCCUGGACCAUUCUAAAAUAAGACCAGCUCAGACUCUUUAUUUUCUAAAAAUAACAGUUUCCCCUACAAAAAUGCCAGCAAAUCUAUGAACUGAGCACUUUGUUAGCUGCCAUAGAGAGCAAAUACAGCAAAUAGAGUUUAGCCUUUUUUUUCCAGUUUUGUUUCCAGUGUGUGCAAUAUUUUCUUACAGUUACAGUAUGUACUACGAAGUGAGAAUAUAUGUCAGGCUUAUUAAUUUAAUCAUUCUUGAACAACUUGGAUCACAUUGUCUUAUCACUCUACUUGGACUAAUUCCUGAGAUUCUGUUCCUUUCUGUAUAAAGAAUAAUGUGUUCUCAAUGAAACAGACUAUCUUGCAUGUCAUUUAAUGUUAAUAUUGUGAGGCUACACUCUACAUACUGUAUAUUUGCAAAAUUUCAGUGUUGACAUUAAAUAUAGUUGAGGUAAAUUGAUCUCAUAUUAAAAUACUUAGACUGUUUCUUCAUACCUCUGUACUUAUAACUAUAGUCUAACUAUAAUCUAAAACUUGUUCCAAAAAAGAUCUGGUUGCCAUUCUAGAUGAUAGUGGUGGGGGAGGCACUUGUUCCAAGUCCCUCUAGGAAUUGCACAAUAACCCCUUCAUGAAUACUAUUGUUUGUUACUUAUACUGUGCAUAAAUUGUUUGAGAUUAUCGUGAACUUUCAUUGUAAAUAAAAAUGUAUUAAAUUAGGAAUAGUGUGGAUUAUUUUUUAUAUUUACUGCUUAAAUAUCUGCAUUAUCAAUUUGUCCUGGCUUCUGUAUAGAUGUGCCUGAAAGUUGAUGUGUAAAUGAUUUCCAACACAUGGCGUAUGUCAUUUGUAAAAUUCUGACUGAAGCAUAUACUUUCAUGAAGAUGUUGGAUAUUUCUCUUUUUUUAUUUUUACAAAUAAUUUCUACCAAAUGAUGCCAGACUAAGAAGAGAACAUUAUAUGGCUUGUAAUUCACCCACUUUAUCUUGCAGAUGUUGCAGACCUGAUCUUUUCUGGAAUAAAACAACUAAUGUGUAUUUGUAUUGAGUUUUUUAAGUUAAGAAUGAAAUGUAUCAUAAUGUGAUUUUUUUGGAUAAGAUCACUUUAAUAUUAGUGUACAAGUAUUGUAAUGCUUACAAAGGAGAGAAAGCUGCAACCAUCUGAUGUCAAAUGUUUUCCCAUCUUGCAAUGCAUGCUGCAGAAGCCUCUUGCUUCUGGUAACAAAGAACUGAAUGAACGUCAGCAAAUACAAGUUAAACUUUUGAUGUUAAAUUACUGUCUCAUGUAAAGCAAUGUGUUACUGCAGUCCAGCAUGUAUUUAGGUUUGUACUCAUUGUACAAAGUCAUUUGACACUGCCACAUCUGCCUGCAAAUAUAGCAAAGUAAUUGUGUACAUAGACUAAAAAUGGAAUACUUUAUCUCAAGGGUGAGAUGGGAAAGGGAGUGGGAAAAUAUAUUGAAGGUGGGGUUAAUGAAUAGACAGUUCUUUAAUUUGUAUAUAUCUGUAAAUUAGUUUUAUCAAUAUGUCCAUAGUCAUUAUAGGGUUGCAUUAUUUCUGUUCCUGAACUAUCGUAAUGCUUAGAUCUAUUGUACUUCUGUGGCAGCCAUGUCAGACUGUUUGCUUGUUGCAAGCAAGGAGUUCUUAAAAGCAUACUCAUUUAUUGUCAGAUGCUUUCAAGAAUCCAUGCAUUGCAACUGAUUUGCAACUAAGAUCCAUUUAUUAUGUACAUGAGGAGAGGAGUGGAUUCAUUCUAAUAUGCAUUAUGGUUGUAAGUAGUUCACAACCCUAUCCAUGUCAAACUAUGACUGUGAUAAUGUGGAGAACGCAAAAUAAAUCAUACAUAACUACUAUGUUUGUCUUUUUU